GUUACGACAAGCCAAAUGUGUUUGUUCAGACAGCAUGUCCUUAAGGUUCGUGUUGUCUUUGUAGGUUAAAUGUUUUCCAGUAAGACACCGGUGGGUGAAGCUGAAAAGGUAUAGACAUUGCUGGGACAUGCGUUGUUGAUUCAAGGGCAGAAAGACGACUCUUGUCCGUAGUUAUUCAGUAAUUUUAUGGCCAAACGUCCAACGACAGCAUAGGCCUAAUUAGCAGUUAGCUAACAUUUGACCGUGGGUUUCAGGAAAACAUCAUAUCACUCUUCUCCAACACUGGUAAGUGUCCAAGGGGAAAAACACCAUCUUCACUAUGACAGCUCAGGAAGGAGAGGGAUGGGGAGGCAUUAACCUGUCCCCUCACCUGCACACCGAUGAGUGUAACGCUCUGAUAUCUCAGCUGAGGCAGUGCCACGCCGAGCACAGUUUCCUGAAGUUCUUCGGGACAUGCAAUGAUUUGGACCGGGUUAUGCGUGAGUGCCUAAAGAAAGAGAGACUGGAAAAGAGAGAGCGCAGUAAGCAGCAUGCAAGGGACAUGAAAAAGAGGCUGAAGGAAGGACACAAGGAGGAGCUCUGAAGGACAUUUUCCUGCAUGUAUCUACUGGCAACACCAGUUAAAAGUGUUUGGAUGGUGGGACAGUGAAUGCAGCAUCACUGUAAAACUGCUGUUUUGAUAUCAACACAGAAGAAGGGACACAUUCUGUUUUGUUGAUUAUUCAGAACCAUGUGGUGUUUUUUCUCAGAAUCAGCAGGUCUAAGUAUCAAGUGAAUGUGAACAUCAACAAGUAAAAAGGCUCAGCUCAUAAAUAUGUUAUUGCCAUUAAGAUUUUAUUAUUUUAUUGAACAGAAACAUUAGUGGAUGAUGUUAAUGUUGGGAUCAUAUACCAGCAUUGGUUUGGUUCUGAUGUCCAGCGUACUCAUGCUUUUACAAAUGUUCUCUGGCACAUACCUCCCUCACACACUUUAUAUGAUCUACACAGAUUGAAAUCUGUAGUAUUACCAGAACGUUUUAUCUCGACAUAAAACCCAACCUGUACUUUGGAUCAAAGACACUGUUCAUCAUUCAUUUUCCCUCUGGUAGCAGAACACUAUGGCUCUAUCAGAGAGAUAAGUGUGGCUGAUGGCUGAAGCCUUUCAUCAAACCAUUAUUUUAUUCAGCAGGACUCCUCAGGAAUAUUCUAACACCUGAAUAAUUCAUGAAAGGCAGAUAGGAGAGUCCAUUUCAGGGAUGCAUCCGAAAGGCUUUAAAAGAGGAAUGAUCCAAAGUCUGACCAGCAGUUGGGGAAACUCCGUCAAAUACUCAUUGUUGUGUGAAAGUUUUAUGUGAAUGAGAAAUCAUAUUGAUUCAUUAAGUUCUUUGAAAUAAAGUAAAAAUCUGUUAAAUUA
Molecule: messenger RNA, 1392 nt
Organism: Cheilinus undulatus (humphead wrasse)
Lineage: Eukaryota; Metazoa; Chordata; Actinopteri; Labriformes; Labridae
Gene: cmc2
Product: C-x(9)-C motif containing 2
Exons: 5
Coding region: 320-583 (87 amino acids)
Cellular component (GO): mitochondrion
Source: RefSeq, a predicted model, not a curated record